Molecule: messenger RNA, 3894 nt
Organism: Daldinia loculata
Lineage: Eukaryota; Fungi; Ascomycota; Sordariomycetes; Xylariales; Hypoxylaceae
Product: cation efflux family-domain-containing protein
Exons: 9
Coding region: 1-3894 (1297 amino acids)
Biological process (GO): D-xylose metabolic process; transmembrane transport; xylulose metabolic process
Cellular component (GO): membrane; cytosol
Molecular function (GO): hydrolase activity; monoatomic cation transmembrane transporter activity; D-xylulokinase activity
Source: RefSeq, a predicted model, not a curated record
AUGUUUCCCCAAGGUUGGCCGUGCCUAGGCGGCCUGAGCCUGCGCCAGGCUGUCGCAGCCGGGCCUGAGCUUGCAACAUUGACUACCGGAUUAAGCCCAAGUUUUAUCCGUCAGCAACAGCCUUUUAAUCACAUUAAUUGGACACAUAAACCACACCGGAAUAAAAAUGAUGCUGGCGUUCGUAUUACCCGAAUUGGCCUAUACUCAAAUCUUGGUAUGGCAAUUGCAAAAGGAGCUGGUGGUUACUUAUUUAAUUCCAAAGCAAUGGUUGCCGAUGCAAUUCAUAGCUUAACAGAUCUCGCAUCUGAUAUUCUGACUUUGGCUACUAUAUCUUGGAGUUUGAAACCCCCCACGGAUAAAUAUCCUACUGGGUUUGGAAAGAUCGAAAGUUUAGGAUCGUUGGGUGUGUCGAGCAUGCUUCUUUUCGGAGGUCUUUAUAUGGGUUACGGCAGUCUCUUAACGCUCUAUGGUCACUUUUUCCUUGAUCCGGCCUCUGCAGCAGAGUUGAUGGCACACGCGCAUACACACAGUCACAGUCAUGGUCAUGAACAUGGUGCCGAUGUAAUACCCAGUCUGCAUGCUGCAUGGUUAGCUGCGGGCACGGUUGCCAUUAAGGAGUGGUUGUAUCAUGCAACUAUGAAAGUUGCUCGCGAACGAAAGUCAUCGGUCCUCGCCUCGAAUGCCGUCCACCACCGAGUCGAUAGUCUCACUGGUAUUGUUACGUUGGCAGUGAUCUUAGGUGCAAACUUGGUAGAAAAUGCAGCAUGGUUAGAUCCUGUCGGGGGUCUCCUGAUAUCCUUGAUGGUGGUGAAGGCUGGAGUUGAGAACACUAUGGCGGCUUUUCUCGAAUUGGCCGAUAAGAGUGUUGAUGACGAAGUCAAAGCUUCGGUCCGAAAACAGGUCCAGAGAGCUUUCUCAGAUAUUCCUGAGGGGCAUGAGAUAGAGCUCCGCGGUGUCACAGGUAUCAAGUCUGGUCAGAACUACCUGGUGGAUUUAGAGGUAGCCGUGCCGGGAAGCUGGACGGUAGAAGCUGUUAGCGAAAUGGAGAACCAAAUCAGAACUCGGGUCGGCAGCAAGGUACGAGGCGUCCGCAGGGUACGCGUCCGUUUCCUGCCUAAGGAUAGCGUUACCCCCAAGUUUGACGAAUUCAUCCCUGGCGACGGUGGGGAGUGGGGCAUAGCAAUUGUAAUUGCUUCGGAUCUCAAAGUUAUCUCCGAAGCCAAAGUCGACUUCGACGCCGAUUUUGCUGCCAAGUAUAAGAUCAAGAAAGGCGUUCAAACAAAUGAGGAUGAGGGCGAAGUAUAUGCACCCGUGGCCAUGUGGGUUGAGGCCGUAGACCUCGUUCUAACCCGGCUGAAGGAGAAGGGUUGCCCUGUCGAGCAUAUUAAAGGCAUUAGCGGUUCUGGUCAGCAGCAUUCAAGCGUCUACUGGAGCGAACAUGCUGAGUCUGCCUUAAAGACACUCGAUAGUGGGAAAUCCUUACUCGACCAGCUGUCCAAUGCCUUCGCCUACGAGUUCGCGCCGAACUGGCAAGACCAUAGCACCCAGACUGAAUGUGAUCACUUCGAUGUUCACCUGGGCUCCAAGCAGAAGCUGGCCGAUGCCACAGGGAGCGCUGCUCAUCAUCGUUUUACGGGUACACAAAUUCUAAGAAUGCGAAGGCGACGUCCUGAGGUCUACAGCAAAACUGCUCGCAUCUCGCUCGCCUCUUCAUUCUUAGCCUCCUUAUUUUUAGGAGCCAUUGCGCCGAUAGACAUAAGCGACGUUACCGGUAUGAAUCUAUGGGAUAUCGCCGGCGAGAAGUGGAAUGAGUCACUCCUAGAGUUGACAGCAACUAAGGAGGGUGUACCCGAGCUGCGGAAGAAGCUUGGUGAUGUACCACUGGACGGCGGUGGCAGCCUAGGUGGCGUUUCCUCGUACUUUGUAAAACGGUACGGAUUCAGCCCCGACUGCCAAAUCGCGCCUUUUACGGGUGACAAUCCCGCGACGAUCUUAUCGUUACCUUUGCGACCACAUGAUGCGAUCGUCUCGCUAGGCACGUCUAGUACGUUCCUUAUGAAUACCCCUAGCUAUAAGCCUGACCCCUCGUAUCACUUCAUGAAUCACCCCACCACAAAGGGACACUUCAUGUUCAUGCUGUGCUACAAGAACGGUGGCCUAGCUCGCGAGAAGGUCCGCGAUAAUCUUCCUAAACCGUCGGGCUCAGACCCCUGGGAGAAUUUCAACAAGCAGGUGUUAGAGACACCACCGUUAGACGUCAAGAAGGAAGGCGACAAGGCCAAGCUGGGCCUAUACUUCCCGCUACCGGAAAUCGUGCCGAAUAUCAAGGCGGGUACCUGGCGGUACACUUGCAACAGCGCAGAUGGCUCGGACCUAAAGGAGACGUCAGACUGGGGCGCCGAGGCAGACGCCCGCAUAAUCGUCGAGUCCCAGGCUCUAUCGAUGCGCCUGCGCUCGCAGAAUCUAGUAUCGAAACCAACAGACCGCCCACAACUCCCAGCCCAACCGCGCCGCAUCUACCUAGUCGGCGGCGGAUCGCUAAACCCGGCAAUCGCGCGCGUAUUCGGCGACGUACUAGGCGGCGCAGACGGGGUAUACCGACUCGACGUCGGCGGCAACGCGUGCGCGCUCGGCGGCGCGUAUAAAGCGCUAUGGGCGCUCGAGCGGCGCGACGAGAACGAGAGCUUCGACGAUCUGAUUGGGAAGCGCUGGCGGGAGGAGGAUGCUAUCCAGAAAGUGGACGACGGGUUCCGCGACGCGGCGUUCGCGAGCUAUGGGAAGGUGCUGGGAUAUAUGGAAAAUACUAAUGCAGCGGCAGUAUUUCAAUUGCCUUUCGAGUUGAUCCGCGAACGCUACUUUGUCAGAUAUGAGCAGCGAUCUCCAUUCGUACAGAAGGCAUCCCUAUUUGAAGACCUCGUCAUCCGGUGUGUUCGCUAUGCGUUUGCAAACAUACCUCCUAAGGUUGGGAGGGUAUUCUUUUCCAAGCCGGUGGCCCUGCCAUUCCUGAAGUUUAGAAUGUUGCGGCAUGGCUAUUUAAGAUCUCCCAUAUAUUGGCAUGAGCAUAAUGAUAAGCGUUUCAAAGGAAUAUGGAUCAUCAAGGAUCCAACAGCAAAACCCGAUGUUUGCAUAUUUUACGCGCAUGGGGGUGGCUUCUCGAUGGGCUCGGCAUACUUUUACCUCGAGUUUCUGCUCACAUGGCUAAGCCUAUUAAAUGAUAGCGGAUAUAAGAACCCAGCUGUCUUUGCUCUGGACUAUUCGCUGGUCCCCGAUGCCAACUUUCCAACGCAGCUAGAGGAAGCCAUUGCCGGCUACGAGCAUGUGCUUUCAACGGUGCAAGAUGCUAAUAGGAUUUGCGUCAGCGGAGACUCAGCUGGUGCUACCAUUGUGCUCAGCUUGCUGCUCCAUCUUGCUAAUAUCGGCCGCCACCUUGAAAAGAUGAAUAGAACUACCGGGACAUGGCGCCUGGCAAAACCUGGGAUGGCAGUGCUUAUUUCACCUUGGGUAACGCUGGUCUCUAGCAAGCAUCAAAAUACCACAAGUGACUACCUUAACGCCGAAAAUUUGCAUCGAUAUGCACACCAGUACGCAGGAGAGAAAGUGUCGGUAAACGAUCCGCUUUUAUCACCGGGCAAUUGUAGAGACGUUUCGUGGUGGAAGCAUGCAACACCCUCGAGAGGCAUAUUUGUGGCUUAUGGUGCCGAAGAGGUCUUUGCGCCCGAAAUUUCAGCUCUUAUCAAGUUCUUGGAGGAAAAUAACAUAAAAGUUCACAGUAAAGAAGAAAAAGGAGGAAUUCAUGCUUGGCCGGUAGCUUGUCUAUUUCUUAGUAGCUCACCAAGCAAUAGGAAAAAAGGACUAAAGUCUUUAGUAGAGGAAAUUCGAGAUAAUAUUCAUUAG